CAACAACACCCUCAAUAUGAGCGCUCAAGCGUACUACGAACUCUACCGGGGAAGCAGUCUUGGCCUGUCGUUGACAGACACCCUUGAUGACUUGAUCAACGAAGGUCGCAUUGAGCCGCAGCUGGCCAUGAAGAUUCUCUCCACAUUUGACCGCGUUAUUACCGAAGUUCUUGCGGAUAAGGUCCGCACUCGUCUGACUUUUAAGGGUCACCUCGAUACAUAUCGAUUCUGCGACGAAGUGUGGACCUUCUUAAUCAAAGAUGUCAAUUUCAAGCUGGAUAAUCAGCAAACCAUCAGCGCGGACAAAGUGAAAAUCGUGAGCUGCAACAGCAAGAGGCCUGGUGAGGCUUGAGAACCGUGGGUUUGAAGAUCUACGAUUGGGCAUAUGAAAUGGGGCGUUCUUCACCUUUCAAGUGUUGCCUUCUUGGCUUUAUGGGCAUGCGGUCAAUUUUUAUCGGCGUUUGGUGUGCUGUCG
Molecule: messenger RNA, 475 nt
Organism: Aspergillus nidulans FGSC A4
Lineage: Eukaryota; Fungi; Ascomycota; Eurotiomycetes; Eurotiales; Aspergillaceae
Product: transcription initiation factor IIA subunit gamma
Exons: 3
Coding region: 17-352 (111 amino acids)
Biological process (GO): positive regulation of transcription initiation by RNA polymerase II; positive regulation of transcription by RNA polymerase II; RNA polymerase II preinitiation complex assembly
Cellular component (GO): transcription factor TFIIA complex; nucleus
Molecular function (GO): RNA polymerase II general transcription initiation factor activity; TBP-class protein binding; RNA polymerase II core promoter sequence-specific DNA binding
Source: RefSeq, a predicted model, not a curated record